Messenger RNA from Spirometra erinaceieuropaei, 483 nucleotides. The record is from the annotation of a GenBank genome assembly. NCBI's taxonomy places the organism in Eukaryota, Metazoa, Platyhelminthes, Cestoda, Diphyllobothriidea, Diphyllobothriidae.
AUGUCCGAACGGCAUAUGGAGGGGUACGGCUUCUUAAAGCUAUCGUUUCCUGCUCUGUCUCUCAACCUCCUCAAUUUCUCCUGCGUCCCUCUCUCGCACCUGAAGCCUGAGAUUACGAAGCGUGCCCACGAUAAUACUUCUCUUCAAAAGCAGACAGCGUCCUCAUCCUCCCCUAGUCCGUCGAGGUCAUCUGCCAGGCAUGUCCAGCCAACUGCCUUAUCUGGUCCCAACACAGCCGCCACCUACUGGUACAACACAACCUCUGGUGCCAUUGCCUGUCGCCGCAUCCCUUCCUGCUCCUUUUUUUCCAAGCAGAGCCUGGAGGUCGCUGGGUUCAAUUUCCCUGGCAGCUCUAGUACUGGUCGCACCUUCUACGUCCGUGACAAUCGGAGUGGCAGACGCUUCCUGCUCGAUACGGGUGCGCAGCUGACCGUAAUUCCUCCCACAGCGACCGAUCUUCGGUGCUCUAAUCCCGGCCUCUGA